This is a messenger RNA of Lactuca saligna, 444 nucleotides long. NCBI's taxonomy places the organism in Eukaryota, Viridiplantae, Streptophyta, Magnoliopsida, Asterales, Asteraceae. The record is from the annotation of a GenBank genome assembly.
AUGCCAAACAGGCCAACAGUCAAAAGAAAAAGGGAUGCCUCAAAAAGGUCUAGAAGACACGCUGUUUCAAAGGCAGAGAAAAAGUUUUCUUGUGGCAUAUACAAAGAGAAAUGGCACAACAAGACCAAUUGCACACAAAUGCAAUGGCCACCUAAUACUAAUGCGAAAAAGAAACAAAAAAUCAUGCAAACACAAGAAUCAGUAAAUAUGCAAGGAGGUAGAGAAGAUGUUGUGAUGGGUGAUAGAGUUGAGCCACAAAAUGUUGAAGUAAUGAGGGAAAAUGGAUCUGAGCAAGAGGUGGGGGUUAAUAAAGUUCCAAGGCAAGUGAAAACUACAUGUCAACCAAAGAGCAGAAAGAAGUCAGAGAAAUUUUUUAAACUAAAGCUUGCUAAAAGAGUUGCACGUAAAGGUGGCAGUGUUGGAUCGCUAAUGGAGUUAGAUUAA